AUGGCAAAAUUGGGGAUAUUUGGACGCGUUUUGUGUGGUUUCUUCUUCCUCUGCCUCUCAUUCGCCGGUAUAACUUCCAUGAUUUCCUACAUUGAACUGACGGCCAGGACUAUUCAGGAUUUUGGAGUCAAGAGGAACUAUGCGACCAUCGCAUCUCUUAUUGUAACCUUCCUCGUAGGAGUUCCUUCAGCGAUUGAUCUACGCAUUUUAACGAACCAGGAUUUCGUAUGGGGUUUCGCCCUUAUGAUUUCUGGUCUCUGUUACUGCUACCUUGUCGUCCGUUACAAACCUUUGCGCUACCGUAGGGUGAUCGUGAAUGACUUUGGAAUCGGCGAUAUGAAACUCCACAUCCCCUGGGUGGUGGCGAUGUGCGCUAUCGUGCCACUUGAAGCCGUUGGGCUCAUCGCUUGGUGGACGUACGAAAGUAUCAGCACAAAUCCCGAUUGGUACAAAUUUACCGCGGAAUCUUACAUAGUAAUUAUUAUGGAGUGGAUAAUCGUGUUUAUUCUGCUUGGCGGAAUGAACCUCAUCGUGUACUUCUGCAAGAUCGCAGUAUUUGAAAAGAAUGUCGACAUCGGUUACGACCCCUAUCACCCCGAACUGAUCCCCUCUCGAGAAGAUUGGCUCACUUCGCGGGAAAUCCCUAUCGUUUCUCAGGAAUGCAUUCUAGACUCAGAUCCCCAAAUACCUAUGUAUUAA
Messenger RNA from Dibothriocephalus latus, 699 nucleotides. The record is from the annotation of a GenBank genome assembly. Lineage: Eukaryota; Metazoa; Platyhelminthes; Cestoda; Diphyllobothriidea; Diphyllobothriidae.